AUGUCGCACAUCCCAGACAAAAGAAAACCCUCCUCCUCAAUACCAGGAGACACACCCUACAAACGAUCGCGAGUCUCCUACGCAGACGACGACAACGAAGAGUACGCCUCGCAGUCACCCGCCGCCAUGACCCACGAACGCCCGCGAAACAACCCUCUCUACGGACAAAAGAGCGCGUUUCCGGGCCUUGAUGUUGAUGCGGAGGGGGAGCUGUUUUAUGGCCCUGCGGAGGAUGGUUUGGAGUAUUUGAGGAUGGUCCGGUCCGAAGCAAAUUCGCUACCGUUGCUAUUUACCGCGCCGAAGACUCAGACGACAGAAACACAGACGAUCCAAACCGAGCAAACCACAACAGAAGAACAAGUCAACGACACAUGUGAAGAAUCUACACACCAUGAAGACCAUGAAGGAACCUACGUUGACGGCGUCUUCGUCGCGCGCAGCACGCCCGCCGCACUCCCAACAUCACCACCCUCUGUAUACCCCGAAGCCCAACAAUCGUACUACACCCUCCUCCAUCACCGCUUUCUCCUCCUCCGCUCAAUCCUAAAAUGUACACCUCCACCAACCUCCAUCCCUCUCCUCGACGACUCCCACCCGAUCUCCCUCCCGCGACACUCCAAAAUCGCGCGCAAAGAAUGGCGCAGUCUACUACUCUCCGUCGACCCGCAGACUGUUCAACUAGCGUGCAUGGAUAUGGAAAGUGUACUCGGUGUACUGGGGAUCAUGGCGAGGCUUAUGUCGGAGAAUGUGAGGAGUGGGGAUAUUGUGAGGAUAAGGCGGAUCGGGGCUUGGGCUUGGGGGUUGCUGGGGAAGUGUAGGGAGGUUGGGCAGUUGGGAACGGAGGAGGUUGGGGAGAUUAGGGAUUUGGGGAAGAGGGCUGUGAAGAUUCUGGGGAAGAUGAGAGAGGAUGAACGUGCGGUGCAGGAGGAGGAUCAGGAGUCGGUUGAUGAUGAGGACCAGGAUGAGGAGCAUGUUGGGGAGCAGAUUGAGGAAACAGAAACAGCCGACAGUGAACAAGCUGCGUCUGCUGAAAGCGAAGCGCCGGAUCACGACAUGAAAGACGCCGGAGCGGAGAAUACAACCGAUGAACUAGAAGCAGCCAAGGCGCGACUUCAGGCAAAAAUCCAGGGGAACGUGGACGAGGAUUGUCAGGUGCAAACACAUUCUGACACAGAGGAAAAUCCUGGUGAGGUGGCCAUGCAGACUCGAGCUAUGCUGGAUAUGAUCAUCACGGUGGUAGGCGAGUACUACGGACAGAGAGAUCUGUUGGAGGCCAGGGAGAUAUGGCAGAGUAUUCAGAUACCCAAGCAAGCAUACCACUAG
This is a messenger RNA of Aspergillus chevalieri, 1323 nucleotides long. RefSeq lists its product as uncharacterized. Lineage: Eukaryota; Fungi; Ascomycota; Eurotiomycetes; Eurotiales; Aspergillaceae. The record is from RefSeq and is a predicted model, not a curated record. Gene Ontology annotation, cellular component: SMN complex; nucleus. Gene Ontology annotation, biological process: spliceosomal snRNP assembly. Bases 1 to 1323 code for a protein of 440 amino acids. The transcript has 2 exons.